Molecule: messenger RNA, 1162 nt
Organism: Caretta caretta (loggerhead turtle)
Lineage: Eukaryota; Metazoa; Chordata; Testudines; Cheloniidae
Gene: AIMP1
Product: aminoacyl tRNA synthetase complex interacting multifunctional protein 1
Molecular function (GO): tRNA binding
Source: RefSeq, a predicted model, not a curated record
AAUCCAUUUUAAUGGCAGGCGCCUUUCAGGGCAGCCCUGAAGGGUCCUUUCUCUCGUGCCUCCUCUGGGCGCUGCGGCGGAGGCGGUGACCUCGGUUCCGGCUUCCCCCGGUUCAUGUUUUUAGCCCGUUCCUUGGUAAAGAUGGCAGCCAAUAAUGCAGUAUUGAACAGACUGGAGCAAAAGGGUGCAGAGGCGGAUCAAGUCAUUGAAUACCUCAAACAGCAAGUUGCUCUUCUAAAAGAGAAAGCUAUCCUGCAGGCAUCUCUCCGAGAAGAGAAGAAGCUUCGUGUAGAAAAUGCUAAACUGAAGAAAGAAAUUGAGGGACUGAAACAGGAGCUGAUCCAAGCAGAAAUUCAGAAUGGAGUGAAACAUAUCCCAGUUCCAUCCAGUGGAACCAUUUCUACAGCUUCAUUUUCGGAAGACUUACCACAGCCUAUACCUGUCACAUCCUAUCCUUCUGGUCCCAAAGACCAAAUUAAAGGUGGAAGUGAAGAAAAGAAAAAAAAGGAGAAAGCAGAAAAAAAAGGAGAGAAGAGGGAGAAGAAGCAGCAGCCGCCAGCAGCUGGGAGUGAUGGCUCUAGACUGAUGGAUGUUUCUCGUCUGGACCUUCGUGUCGGUUGUAUCAUCACUGCAAAAAAUCACCCUGAUGCGGAUUCUCUGUAUGUCGAGGAGGUGGAUGUUGGAGAAACAAACCCAAGAACUGUUGUUAGUGGCUUAGUGAAGCAUGUGCCUCUUGAACAGAUGCAGAACCGGAUGGUAGUAUUACUCUGUAACCUGAAGCCUGCAAAGAUGAGGGGAGUGGUAUCUCAGGCAAUGGUGAUGUGUGCCAGCUCACCAGAGAAGGUGGAGAUCCUUGCUCCCCCCAGUGGGGCUGUUCCUGGAGAAAGAAUCACCUUUGAAGGUUUUCCUGGAGAACCUGAGAAGGAACUUAAUCCCAAGAAGAAGAUCUGGGAGCAGAUCCAACCUGACCUUCAUACUAAUGACCAAUGCAUUGCUACAUACAAAGGAGUUCCAUUUGAAGUGAAGGGGAAAGGGGUCUGCAGGGCUCAGACGAUGGCCAGCAGUGGAAUCAAAUAAAUAAAACCACUUACUGAGAAACUGUUCAAAGGCUUAAAUGGAAAGCUGUGCAAGCACAAUAAAGACAUGAAUAUAUUCCCCCCAA